CCUUUAAUUAUAAGACAAUACAUUUCUAAAAACUCGUUUAUCUUUGCAUAUGGACAGAAAAACCCAGCAUUACGUGUAUCACGUUUCAGUCUUUUAAAAGAUAUCAGCCAUGGAAACAGGUUGCCUAAAUGGCAGCUUGGUGACCUCAGCUUUGUUCCACCAACAUCAGACUUGGAAAACGCAACAGAGUGGGACCUCUCGCACCAGGCUCCUCUCUGUUACUACACUUAUACACCACGCCUCUUUUCAGUCACGCUGUCCGGUCAACUGCCUUCACUAAAUUGUACAUUUACAGCUUUAACUACCUUUAACUUCCUCUUAUUGUAACGCCAAAUGUAAGGAUAAUAUGUGCUGUAGCGUUAGAGGUUUCUGUCAACUGUUUCUGAUGAACGACAUCAGCGGGCGACCUCCGUCUGUGUGUGUUAUUCAACCGGUUGUGUAACAAACGUUAGCUAACGUCAGUGUUUGCUACAUCAAAGUCAGGUGCUAGGAGAGCUUAGCAUUAUCUGUAGCUGUUUCGGUGGGUUCAUUGUCUUUCCAGAUGUUUUCCAGAGUCAGAAUAUGUUUGACCAGAUUACCCACUUGUGUAAAUUCAAGUGCAGCGGUAAGAGUGACCCCUGCCCUCUGCAGACAUCAGCACCGGACCUUCAGCUCUGAGUCUGCUGCUGUCAAGGUGCUGUAUGAUGGGCUUUGUCCCAUAUGUGUGACGGAGAUCCGCUUCCUCCAGUUUCUGCAGAGAAACCAGCCCGGGAAGGUGGACUUUAUUGAUAUCUCCCUGUCAGGCUAUGAUGGAGAGAAAUAUAAGGGUGUCAGCUAUGAGAUGGCCAUGGAGGAAAUGCAUGUGAUUGAUGAGAAAGAAGAGGUUCACCGUGGGAUCCCAGCAUUUGCAGUCAUGUACGGUGCCGUGGGCCUCGGCUGGCUGGGUCGCUUCAUGAUGUGGCCACCUGUGAGGCCAUUUAUGGACAAAUCCUACGCCAUCUUUGCCAGGAAUCGCCUUAAGUGGACUGGGCGUGGGGAGGAGUGCACCACAGGACGCUGUGAAAAGAAAACGCAUUAACUCUUGACCACAGAAACAAUGAUGUAUGUUUAAUAUGUUAAUUGACUGUGAAGAAGAACGGGAUAAGUACCACAUGGUUAUUGCAGUUUAAUCAUUGCUUUACCACAAACUGGAAAAGCUUCAGACUAUUUUUUCGCUGAAGGGAAAUAUUGGCUGCUGGAUUAAAUGUGUAUGUUGUGAAACCAUUGUUUAGUGCAGGAUGUCUGUUAGUGUGACUUGAUAAUCUUCAGUUAGAUCAGUUAAAACAAUGCAAACAUCUACAGUUACAAUAUAUACAAACAUUAAAAUUAAUGGUAGCAAGAUAAAGCAGAAACACUUAAAUGUUUCUGCAAUCUCCUGAAAAUGUCCUGAAUAUUAAAAAUUGAUUCAUAAUGAUGAGCUUCAUAUUAAAAAUUCUAAGAAAUGUAACUGAAAGAGGAUUUGCUAUCGUAAGACAGAACAACAGAAAAUAGAAUGAGAAAAAUCAGCCACCAGAGAAAGAGCCUUUCUGCAAAGGAUAAAGAGUAAUGAUGUCCUUUAUAUGACAUUGUCAUACUAUGGCAAAUAUAGAGAGAUAAGACUGAAAAUCACUGGAGCAAAAUACACUAAAUUUCCUGUUGUACACAGUAUCUCAAAUUGAGGUUGAUUCAGAAGCAGAUAGAUAAAGCAAACUGUCAGGAAUCUGCCACUAGAUGUCAUUGUAAGUCAAAAAUAAUAACUAUGAAAGAGAGUGAUGGUUUAGUAGAUUUUUUUUUCUUACAGAGCUCAGUGACAUCAAUAUUUAGCAGUUCUGACAAUAAAGGAAACUCAAAAACCCAAA
Molecule: messenger RNA, 1856 nt
Organism: Lates calcarifer (barramundi perch)
Lineage: Eukaryota; Metazoa; Chordata; Actinopteri; Centropomidae
Exons: 3
Coding region: 542-1057 (171 amino acids)
Molecular function (GO): protein-disulfide reductase activity
Source: RefSeq, a predicted model, not a curated record